Camelus dromedarius (Arabian camel) is the source of this 5544-nucleotide messenger RNA. It is a transcript of the gene CDK16, whose product is annotated as cyclin dependent kinase 16. The coding region runs from base 3106 to 4608 and encodes 500 amino acids. Gene Ontology annotation, cellular component: synaptic vesicle; cytoplasm; nucleus. The transcript has 16 exons. Gene Ontology annotation, biological process: neuron projection development; exocytosis; protein phosphorylation. The record is from RefSeq and is a predicted model, not a curated record. NCBI's taxonomy places the organism in Eukaryota, Metazoa, Chordata, Mammalia, Artiodactyla, Camelidae. Gene Ontology annotation, molecular function: ATP binding; cyclin-dependent protein serine/threonine kinase activity.
GCGGGGUGAUCGAAGGACCAGAGGGUGUGGAGAUAGGUGGCCGUGUGGUGAAAGACUCGAGGUUUGCUAAUGGGGACCUGAGCUGUGGAGGGGUCCGAUCAUGUGAUAAUAAUAAAAGUCUUACCGCUGUGUGAGGUUUUGAGGCCCAGUGUGUGCUAACAGAGGGGCGGUGCAAGGUGAUGGAGGGACCCGAGGAGAUGUGUAACAGGGGAGAGGACGUCAGAGGAGUACUGAGGUAUGCAAAUGGGGUUAUAGCUGUAGAGAGGCCCUGUGUGUGUCACUGGGGGAUGAGGUGGUAGAGGUACCAGAAGGUGUGCUCAUAGGAUUUGGGCUCUGAGGCCCUGAGUGUGGUAAUGAGGGUUAGGAUGGUGUUACUACUGUGUAUUUGUCCAUGAGGGACUGCAGGGUGUGAGGGUCCAGGGUGUGCUCAUGGAGGGCAGGGUAGUGGAAAAACUCCCGUAUUGAGAGGGUGCCAAUGGGGGCGGUCAUAGCCAUAGAGGAUAUGUGCAUAUGGUAAUGAAGGUCUGGGUAGUCCAAGGCCCAGUGUAAGCUAAUGGGGGCAGACUGGUGGAAGACCUGAGCCUCUGCUAAUGGGUAUCAGAAUUGUGGCUCUGUGUGUGGGGUGGUGGUUGGUGGCAAGGGAAGUAUCUUAGCACUGUAAGAGGGUCAGUGUAUUAAGGAUCAAGAUGGUAUGAGAUCAGUGUGUAUGUGUGUCCAUGAGGUCAGGGGAUCUGAGAGACUCUAGGACGCCCUAAGAAGGGGCAGGGUAACAGAUGAAGUUCUAAUGACUGCUAAGGUGGGUUUAGAGUCAUGGAGGCGCUUAAAUGUGUGCCGGGGUUGGAGGGGGCGAGAAUCAGAGCAGUAUGAGGUCUGGAAUAUGCUAAUGAGCGUCAGAAUAUUGUGAAGGCUGUGUGUGCCCCUGUGUCCGUGGGGGCCUGUGGUGUGUUGAGGUCCCCAGGAAUGCUAAUGGGGGGUAGAGCUGUGGAGGGGAUCUAGUGUGCCAUAGGGACGCUCAGGGCUGUGAAAGGAUCCAAGUGUCAGCCAACAGGGCUUAGAGCUGUGGAGGAGUUGAAGCAAAGAGAAAUAAAGGACAGGACUAUGGGAAGAUCUAGGUGUGCUAAAGUGGAUUAGAGCCAUGGAGGGCUGGAGUGGGCUAAUGGGGUUCCGGGCUGAAUGAGGAUCUGUGUGUGCUAAUGAGGGUCAGGCCAUUAUAGAACAGUGUGUUUGUGCAUCCCUGGAGAAUAGAGCUGAGUCCAGGUUCAGGCUGUGCUAAUGGGGAGACACUGUGUGAGGCCCAGUGUGUGCUAAUAGGGGUCACGGUGAAGUGAAGGUCCAGCUUGUGCUGAUGAGAGGGGGGGGGGACAGGGUAGUGGGAGGACCAGAAUACAUGUUAAUGAUGAUCCUUGCUGUGGAGGGGUCCCAGUGUGGGCAAAACAGGUCAGGAAUCGGAAUCUGCAGGGUGCACUUUGUGUUAAUGGGAUUCAGGACAGUGUGAAGGUCCAGUGAGUGCUAAUGUGGGUUAGCUGUAGCGGGUCCCAAGUGCAUGUUAAUAGGGGUCGGAAUCAUGUUAGGGGAGCAGGGAGUGCUGUGGAGAAGCUAACAAGCACCUGGGCCUGCGAGGGGCCCAAGAGUAUGGUGGUAAGAGUUAAUUUAGAGGGGCCCAACUGUGUGCUAACAGAGUUCAGUGCUCUGCUGGGGCUUUGUAUGCUGAUGGAGGUUAGAGAUAAAUAGGGAAAUUGCAGUGCUGAUGGCAGUUAAGAUGCAAAGAAGCCUUCUUGAGGGUCCAGUGUGUACUGAAGGAAGCAGGACACAGUGAGAGGCCAGUGUGUGCUUAUGGGAUGGUUCUGGACAGGAUGAGGGUGGUGUGUCCCUAUGGGAGUUAGCAGAGUGAUGACUGUGUCCACAGUGGUCGGUGUGAUGUGAGGUGGUGAGUAUACUUGGAUGUGAGGGUAUUCUGAGGAUGGGUGUGUCCUCUGGGUGGGGGGUGUCAAGAAGGACAUGUGCCCUUUUUUGAGAGGGGUUGUGUAUCCAGUUUCUUGCUCCCUCCUUCACUAUUCUGAAAGUCUAAAAAUCUCAGAAAACUGAAAUGAUAUUUACAAGUUUUACUGCAUAUUGAUGUUCAAAUGUCUCUGUUCACAGGGUCCCCCUGCUGGGGGUGUUGUAUGAUACACAGAUUUUGUACCCCAUCUUCCUAAAAUUCCCCCCAAAAUGAACUCUGGAACAUGCCAAACCCUUGGGGUUUCCAGUUAGGGGUCAUAGACUCAUGAUUCCUUCUGGCUCCCUCCUCAUCCUCCAUCUAGCCCUACUUACAGUCACCCUCCUCCCCGCCUCAGAUCCCCCAUUCCCUGCCCCAGCAGGCAAAGCGACUGGAUAUCUGCGCCAUACGGAUACAAGACAGUCUUUGGGGCCUGGCCACACUUCACCUUCCUCAGCUUCAUGUUCAGUGUUCAGCCUCCUGGGUCAGGAUUUUUUUCGUUAAUGUUAUCCUGGGUUCUUUGGAUAGACUUCAUCCUCUUUACUGAGGUCUUCCUGCUAGGCUGGCCCCUCUGCCCAUCCUGGGGGUAAUGAGUUCAGGCAGGCAGAAGCGGGGUUUGGAAGCCACUGGGGUAAGCACCUGAUUUCAAGGUGACAGAUGACCCACUUCUCUCCUCGAAUCCACCCCCAGCCUCAUCCUCAACCUCCUAUCUAGCUCCACUUCCCUUGGGCCCAGGGCCAUCUUAGGCCCUGCUGUGAGUCCAGAUGGUUCCUGGGCCAGGUCUUUCCCCCUCCUUGUUGGCCCAGAGCCCAGGAGGAAGCAGAAGAAGGCCGGCCUCAGCUUUUUGGUGGCCCCAUUCCCUCCAGCAGCCCCAUCUAGGUCAUCUUGCCAAUGCCAGUGUCCCUGGGCCACUUUGUCUGGGGUUGUUCAUGAGUAGCAGGGACUCACCCUCCUCACCCUGACAGAGGUUGGUUUCUAGGCCCUCCUUUGCCCCCCUACCCCAUUCAUUAAUUUCUGCCAUAAGCACUUUUUGAGCAUCUACUUUGUGUCAGUCACUGUUCCAGGUCCUCAGGAUAUAGCCGUGACCUAAACAGACAGAAAUCUACCCUGGCGGAGCUGAUCUUCUAGUUAUGGCGGUCGCCAUGGAUCGGAUGAAGAAGAUCAAACGGCAGCUGUCAAUGACACUCCGAGGGGGCCGAGGUGUAGACAAGACCAAUGGUGCCCCUGAACAGAUAGGCCUGGAUGAGAGUGGCGGCGGCGGCAGUGACCUUGGAGAGGCCCCCACACGUGCUGCCCCUGGGGAACCUCGCUCUGGGCGGGGUCCACUCAGCUCUGCACCAGAGAUUGUACACGAGGACUUGAAGAUGGGGUCAGACGGGGAAAGUGACCAGGCUUCAGCCACGUCCUCGGAUGAGGUGCAGUCACCAGUGAGGGUGCGCAUGCGCAACCACCCCCCGCGCAAGAUCUCCACUGAGGAUAUCAACAAGCGCCUGUCAUUACCAGCCGACAUCCGGCUGCCCGAGGGCUACCUUGAGAAGUUGACCCUCAAUAGCCCCAUCUUCGACAAGCCCCUCAGCCGCCGCCUCCGCCGGGUCAGCCUGUCUGAGAUCGGCUUUGGGAAACUGGAGACCUACAUCAAGCUGGACAAGCUGGGAGAGGGUACCUAUGCCACCGUCUACAAAGGCAAAAGCAAGCUCACAGACAACCUUGUGGCGCUCAAGGAGAUCAGACUGGAACACGAAGAGGGGGCGCCCUGCACCGCCAUCCGGGAAGUGUCCCUGCUCAAGGACCUCAAACACGCCAACAUCGUCACGCUACACGACAUUAUCCACACAGAGAAGUCGCUCACCCUUGUCUUUGAGUACCUGGACAAGGACCUGAAGCAGUACCUGGAUGACUGUGGGAACGUCAUCAACAUGCACAAUGUGAAACUGUUCCUGUUCCAGCUGCUCCGUGGCCUGGCCUACUGCCACCGGCAGAAGGUGCUACACCGAGACCUCAAGCCCCAGAACCUGCUCAUCAACGAGAGAGGAGAGCUCAAGCUGGCCGACUUCGGCCUGGCCCGGGCCAAGUCAAUUCCAACGAAGACCUACUCCAAUGAGGUGGUAACGCUAUGGUACCGGCCCCCCGACAUCCUGCUCGGGUCCACGGACUACUCCACUCAGAUUGACAUGUGGGGUGUGGGCUGCAUCUUCUAUGAGAUGGCCACAGGCCGGCCCCUCUUCCCGGGCUCCACGGUGGAGGAACAGCUGCACUUCAUCUUCCGCAUCUUGGGAACCCCAACUGAGGAGACGUGGCCAGGCAUCCUGUCCAAUGAAGAGUUCAAGACAUACAACUACCCCAAGUACCGAGCCGAGGCCCUUUUGAGCCAUGCACCCCGACUUGACAGCGACGGGGCUGACCUCCUCACCAAGCUGCUGCAGUUUGAAGGUCGCAAUCGGAUCUCCGCAGACGACGCCAUGAAACAUCCAUUCUUCCUCAGUCUGGGGGAGCGGAUCCACAAACUUCCUGACACUACUUCCAUAUUUGCACUAAAGGAGAUCCAGCUACAAAAGGAGGCCAGCCUUCGGUCUUCGUCAAUGCCUGACUCAGUUGCCGGCGGACAGCAUGGCCGUGCCAGCCUCCCACGCUGAGGCCAGGCCUAUACCCCUCCCCAUCAUACCCUCCCCCAGGACCACUACACCACGGCCAGCCAGGGGUCCGGAGCUAGCCCAGGCUGGGGAUCUCAGACUCAGACAAGACAUGGUGAUGCCUUGGGUCUGAGGCUCCCCUGCCUGUUUUCCUGCCCUGCCCCACCUGCCUCAUGUUGUGUGGGCCUUUUUUUUGUUUGUUUCAUUCAUUGUUUUUUUUUUAAUUAAUUUUAAAUGAGGUUUUCAUUUUUUAAAUGCAAUAUCUCUGUAUACAGACUGGCUGGGCCCCACCCACUUCGUGUGGCCCUCCCACAGUAUUUUGUGCAAUGAAGCCCCGCUCCCAGCCUUUCCAUGGCAGGGACACAGCCCCUAUUCAGAACCCUGACCAUCACCAGACCCUGGGGUCAGCUAAGGGAAAGCAUGCCUUGACCACUCGCCUUCUGACCCCCACCUGCCAUCCCCAGCUGCAGGGGGACUUGGGGACUACUGGAGACUCUCUGGGAGAUGGAUGAGGUGGGGGGCCCCCACUCUUUCCCUCCUGGAGUCCCAUAGCUGGGGCCUCCUUCUCAGGGUCUCCCUAGCCCAGCCCUCCUGCCCCCAUCCCACUCGGUGCUGCUGAGUAGGGGCCCUGCCAGGAACUGACCGACACAGCAAGGAGCCAUAGUGUGUGUAUGCGCACAAGCAGGGACAGAGGGGCACAUAGGGGGUUGUGCCCAGGCGUUACCCCCUAACCCCCGGGGAAGGUGAGGCAGGGCAGGGACAGUUUCUGGGGUUAGUCCUCAGAUGGGUGGUUACCUCCCCUUCCUCCACUCUAAACCCUGGGGCCCUCAAAUGGGGUGGGAGGGCAGGGGCAGGGCCCUCCUAGGGGGGUUUGGGGGGUUGGGUUCCUGAAUGCACCAUAAUCGCUGUAUGAAAUAUUAAAAAGUCUAAAGUGAAAAA